GCAGCCACACUUGAAGUUUAUUUAAAUUCAAAUUUUAAACUUACAACAAAAUUUAAGCUGCACAAAGACUUAGCAAUUAUUCAUCGCCUACAUCAGUUUAUAACCAUUUUUUAAUAUGCAUAAUUUCAAUAAAUUAUGCUAAGUUUCCAAAAUUUUUAAGCAUCGAAAGAAAGUUUAACUCUUAUCAGUAAGCUUUAGUUUUUUGAUUCGGGAGCUUAGUUGUAAAUUAAUAAGCUGAAAAAAUGCAAGUGAUUUGUGGGAUCCUGUUGAUCCUGGGAGUAGUAGCCAGUAUUUUAUCUGAGUUCUGCGACAAUGGAACUGGAGAGUGCAAAGAUUUGAGUGCCAGCGAUUGCCCGGCCGUAUUUUUCAACCUGGCUUUGAUUGGUCGUUUUGUGAAAUAUUGCGACGAAUUCAACGACAUUGUGUGCUGUCCACUGCCCAUUAACAUGCAAAGCCAGUCGCAGCAGUUCUCAGGAAACAUUGGCCUCAAAAGAUUCGAAAAGGAAUGCCGUCGCUAUAAUGAGAUAAGAGCUUCCUGUCGCUCCACCCCGCUGAUUGUGGGUGGCGCCAAGGCCGCUGGCCGGGAACUCCCCUUUAUGGCGCUUCUGGGGCAGCGUGGGAAAAACUCUUCGCACAUCGACUGGGACUGUGGCGGCACCCUCAUCCAUCCCAAGUUCGUGCUCACCGCCGCCCACUGCCUGGAGACCAGCGAAACCAAGGAGCAGCGCCUGGAUCCCAAAUACCAAGGUCCCAAAUAUGUGGUCAGGCUGGGUGAACUGGACUACGAGAGCAGCGCGGAUGAUGCCCGGCCGCAGGACUUUCGGGUGGUCAACUAUGUGGUGCAUCCUGCAUAUGGCGAGGAUGAUGACACUGGGAGUCGCAGGAACGACAUUGCCCUGGUGGAACUGGACAGGGAGGCGACUUUCAACGAGUAUGUGGCACCUGCCUGCCUGCCACCGGCCAGUGGAAAUGAUCAUCUCCAGGUGACAGCCGCCGGCUGGGGAGCCACCGCCGAAGGAGGACACUCCUCCUCGCACCUGCUCAAAGUCACCCUGGAAAGAUUCGAGGAGGAGCAAUGCACUCAGCGGUUGGAGCACAAAAUCGACAGGCGCACUCAACUGUGCGCCGGAUCUCGGAACACCAGUGCGGAUACUUGCUACGGCGAUUCCGGUGGACCCGUCUUCGUGCAACAUUCUACAUACUCCUGCCUCAAGCAGGUGAUUGGCAUCACCUCAUACGGAUUGGUGUGCGGCGUCCAGGGAUUGCCCAGUGUGUACACCAAGGUACACCUUUACACCGACUGGAUAGAGAAUAUCGUGUGGGGCGAAUAGGCUACCAAAUAUUUAAAUCGGUAAUUUGCAACUCUUACUUAAAGGUAACAUCUAAAUUUUGGUUAUAUCAAUAUAUUUUAUGAAUGAAUAUGUUAUGUGAACAAUAACCUGGUUAACAUCUCCUUAGUGUUAUUUUAUUGCUUGCACUUCAUAUUGCAGAAGGUGCUAAAAUAAGAUUUGGAAUGCUUUGUUGCCAAAAUAGUAUUCAUAAAUAAUUCAUACUCCAGCUUUGAUAAAUUUGUAUAUUUCCCUUAAAGAAAUAGUUUUACCUUGGACCAACAUCUUCUUCACUUAAUAAAAAAAAAAAGAAAUGGUUAACGUCUCCUAAAUGUUAUUGUAUUGCAUCUAGAUAUAGGUGCUAAAAUUAAAAAGAAUAUAUAUCUUUCAUCAUACCUGAAGUUUAUAAACUAUUGAAUUAAGUAUGCAGCAGCCUCUUAAAUUACUUAAAAGUUAAACAUUUAUAAAAACUAUAAGAGCGGUACAUUGUCUUUAAUAAACCUUCUCUUAAUUUUUAACAACUUAUGACUUAUAUUCUUACCAAGAAAGUAUAAAAAAUAAAACUUAUGUGGCUUAAAAACAAGUCCGCAAACAAAAGUUGUAGACUCUUCGGAAUAAAAAUGAAUCAAAUAAGUAUAGAGAAUAUAUUAUUUAGUAUUGAAUCAAUACUUAUGGUAUCUGUAGCUUAUUUUGAAGACACAUUUAUUGAAAGUUUUUAGGCUGUAUGAGUUUAUAACGAAAAUGUAUUUUUAUAAAACUCAAAAUUCAAAUAAAAAAACCAUUUAAAAAUAAAAAUAAAAACCUGAACCUGCACCUUGUGGAGUAAUAAAGAAGAUCCGGUUAAUAGACUUUCAAGUGCAAUUAGAGUAA
This is a messenger RNA of Drosophila gunungcola (fruit fly), 2198 nucleotides long. Its product is annotated as serine protease snake. Lineage: Eukaryota; Metazoa; Arthropoda; Insecta; Diptera; Drosophilidae. The record is from RefSeq and is a predicted model, not a curated record. Gene Ontology annotation, molecular function: serine-type endopeptidase activity. Gene Ontology annotation, biological process: proteolysis.